Molecule: messenger RNA, 240 nt
Organism: Linum trigynum
Lineage: Eukaryota; Viridiplantae; Streptophyta; Magnoliopsida; Malpighiales; Linaceae
Source: the annotation of a GenBank genome assembly
AUGGAGCAAGGUCAAAGAUUAGUGGAGACGAUGAAGCAAGCUCUCACGACGAUCGAAGUUAUUCUUCAAGGGCAAGCACAACUGGAAGAACAAUGGGACACCAAACUUGCUCGAUUGGAAGCUUUGUUGGGGAUUAAUGCGCCAGCAUUGAGCAAGACCAAGAGAAGGAGGAGUAUAUUGAAAUCUCACCUAUGGAAGGUCCACUUUUCGAUACUUGUUGCGAUGAAGAGGAGGCGAUAG